Rodentolepis nana is the source of this 1680-nucleotide messenger RNA. NCBI's taxonomy places the organism in Eukaryota, Metazoa, Platyhelminthes, Cestoda, Cyclophyllidea, Hymenolepididae. The record is from the annotation of a GenBank genome assembly.
AUGGUGAAUCGGGCUGGCUCACCAACCCUCUGUGUGAUAUGUUUCUUGUUAGUAUACGUGCCCCUGGUAAUCGUGGCUUUCUGGUCAAUUGUCUUUGAUUACACCCUCUUCACUUCCUUUCGCGAUUCCUCCUCCAAAAUCGCCUCCCCUACACCUGCUUCCUUAUCUGCCUUCAAUCUGCGUCGUCUUGAUAUCAGUGGCGGCGGUGGUGGUGUCAACAGCGUUAGCAAACGUCUUCGCCGUCUCCAACGCUUCGGCGGUAGGGGCAGCAGCAAGCAACAGCCGGGUCUGCUUCUUCCUCCUGACUCUUGCGAACUUUCCAAGAGGCGUAUUGGUGUUAAUGAAGCAAUGGAGAGAUCAAUGUCCCCUGCUAGUCCUGAAGUUUCUACAAAGAAGCACCCGAGCAUCUCUCCAGAAAUGGAGGAGAAAGGAAGCAAAAAAAUAAGCGAAAACGGUUUCGAUUUAGAUAAUCGCUUACUACCCUUGGUCUAUCGACUCAUUUAUAUUAAUACCAAUAACUGUACAAUCACUGAUGAUCUUCAAUCUAUUGAGGGUCAACGUGGCACUUUUAAUUCAAUGGGUUCUCAAAUCACAUGCCUUCAUAUUAUAGCGUUCGCUGUGGCCAUUGUAUUUGUUCUUAUCAGUCUUACGGUUUCUGAAAUUGAUGGCGAACCAUUAUCGGGAUUAUGUCUAGUUGGAAUUCGUACGCUCUGGGUCUACUGCUCAAUGGUUAUCACCCCCAUUGUUCUUUGUGCCGUCCUUAAGGUCUUUUAUCUCUCUCGAGCUAUGAAAUCUAUGCGUCGACUGAGUAAUUACCUUGUGACAGCGUCCUAUUUCCCAGUUGAUCGGGAGAUGGCCCAUAGAAUAUCCAUGUGCUUUCGUGCUUACGUGAUAUAUAUCCUAGUUUUGUUGGCGAUUGUAACAUUCUCUGUUGGGGUUCACGCUUAUGCCUAUUUGGAGGAACCUAAAUGGCUCGAAACGCAGCGCCUACUUCUCUUUUGCCAACUACGUCAUCACUUAAUGGGUUUGGACAGUACAACCGCUUCAGCUGCUUGCAAAACACCAUUUGCAUCUGAAAUUACUUUAUUCUACGACUCUGCACAAUCUUUUAACUCAACAGCAGCACCUACACGUGUACGUCGGGAUGUUCAGCCAUCAGCGGAAGAGGUAUCUGAGGUGGUUAAUGGUUCUCGUCCUCUGACUGGUCCCUUACUCCUUAACCUCUUCAGUUUUCUCAUGCUGAACCUAGUAUUUGCAUCAAUGUGUCUUCUUGAUUCAACUGUGAAGCAGAAGUGGUGCGAUCUCCUUAUAAGAAUUAUUUCAAUUUUUACUUCAUGUCCCUCAAAAUUGACUCGAACUAAACCCAUGCAGCCAACAACUCCAAUAACCUCACAUGCUGUUAACGGUACCAAUCCUUUACUUUCCACUUUUCAUUUGCCCGGUACCUUUUCCUGGUGGGAUCCAGGAAUGUUCUUCCACGAUUUCUUUGUGGUCAUAUCACCUACUAACCUCGCUCAUGGAGAUGUUAGAGGCAAUCAUGCUGGGAACUCUUUCCUUCCUGCAAAUUCAAAUCGGCCCAUCACUACCUCUGACGUGUCGUGUGGUUGCAACCGUCGAUACUCAUCUUCCACAAACGAAGAGAGUAAGUGCCAUAACAUAUGCCCACUCUCAGUUUUAUAA